UUUUUUGAGGAAAUCAGAAAAGCCAUAGAAGAGAGAGUUAAUUCAAAAGCUUUCAGAGAGACUUGUCUAUUCACACAACUCAGAAAGAAUGUCUACUGUCAUUGGUAUUUCCUUUGGUAACACUACCUCCUCUAUUGCUGCACCAGCCCAAGAUGGUAAAGGUGUUGAAGUCAUCGCUAACCCAGAUGGUGAACGUGCUAUCCCAUCUUCAUUAGCCUAUGUCGGUGAUGAUGAAUACCAUGGUGGUCAAGCUUUGGCUCAAUUGAUUAGAAACCCAAGAAACACAAUCAUCAACUUCCGUGAUUACCUCGGUCAAGCUUACUCAAAAGUUGACCCAACUGUCACUGAACGUGCUGCUCAUGCUGCUGAUUUAGAUGGUAAAAUUGGUUUUGAAAUUACCAAAACUUCUGAAUCUGGUGAAGAAAAAGUUGAAAAAAUCACUGCAGAACAAGCCACUGCUAGACACUUGGGUAAACUAAAAGUUGCUGCUGAAGAUUAUAUCGGUAAGAAAGUUGAAGGUGCUGUCGUUGCUGUCCCAACUGACUUCACUGAAGAACAAAAGGCCGCUUUAGUUAGAGCUGGUGAUGCUGCUGACUUAAAAGUUUUACAAAUAAUAAACGAACCAAGUGCUGCUUUAUUAGCACAUGCUUCAACUGAAGAUCGUUUAGAACAAGAUAAAACAUAUGUUGUUGCUGAUUUUGGUGGUAUUAGAUCUGAUGCUGCUGUUAUCUCAGUCCGUGGUGGUAUCUUAACCAUCUUGGCCACUUCUCAUGAUUACGAAUUAGGUGGUGACAAACUAGAUGCUGCUUUAGCUGAAUUCAUUGCCAAAGAAUUUGAAAAGAAAUACAAAGUUGAUCCAAGAAAAACAGCUCGUUCAUUAGCUAAAUUAAAAGACGCUGCUAUCUUGGCCAGAAAAACUUUAUCAAAUGUUCAAUCAUCAACCAUUUCUAUUGAAUCAUUAGCUGAAGGUAUUGAUUAUCAUUCAACUAUCAACAGAUUACGUUUUGAAUUAGUUGCUCGUAACGUUUUAAGUCAAUUUACUGGCUUUGUUGAAUCAGUUGUUAAGAAGGCUAACUUGGAUGUCUUGGAUAUCGAUGAAGUUUUAUUAGCUGGUGGUGUUUCAAACACUCCAAAAUUAGCUUCAAACGUUGAGUUAUUAUUCCCAGAAUCCACCAUCGUUGUCGCUCCAUCUUUAGACUCUAAAGUUCCAUAUCCAGAAGAAUUAGUUGCCCGUGGUGCUGCUUUACAAGCUUCAUUAUUAGAAAACUUUGAUGAAAAUGAAAUUAAAGAAAGCUUAUCACCAGUCAUUAUUAACACACAACAUUUAAGCAAAGCUAUUGGUAUUGUCAACGGUGCUGGUGAAUUCGUUCCAAUCUUAAAAUCAGAAGCCACUUACCCAAUCCGUCGUAGCAUUCAAUUAGAUGCUCCAAAGGGUGAUGUUUUAAUCACUGUCGUUGAAGGUGAACACCACGUUAAAGAAACCGUUUUGGAUCCUCCAGCUAAAGAUGAAGAUGAUGAAGAUGAUUACUCUGAUGAUGAACCAGAAGUUGUCAGAGAAAAACACUACUUACCAGGUACUAAACUUGCUGAAUUAGCUGUUCGUGAUGUCCAUGAAGGUUCAAAAGUUGAAAUUACUAUCAACAUAAAUAAAGAAGGUACCUUACAAGUUAGUGCCAGAGAAGCUAGACAAGGUUCUGUUGCUUUCAAAGGUGAACUUUCACAUUAGAUAGAGUUGUGCUUUCCGAAAAUUAAUUUGAUACAUUGGGG
This is a messenger RNA of Hansenula anomala, 1767 nucleotides long. It is a transcript of the gene SSZ1, whose product is annotated as ribosome-associated complex protein SSZ1. Lineage: Eukaryota; Fungi; Ascomycota; Saccharomycetes; Phaffomycetales; Wickerhamomycetaceae. Gene Ontology annotation, biological process: protein folding. Gene Ontology annotation, molecular function: ATP binding; ATP-dependent protein folding chaperone. The record is from RefSeq and is a predicted model, not a curated record. The coding region runs from base 89 to 1726 and encodes 545 amino acids. Gene Ontology annotation, cellular component: cytosol; nucleus. The transcript has a single exon.